AUGGAUGCGGCCUGGUUGUUCUUAUGGCUAAGCUAUAUAUGGGAGGCGAUCCCUAAUUUAGUAUACCGCGCCUCUAAGUCGGUCCGAAGCACGAUCAUACCGGCGAUCCGCGUCCCGUGCCCGGCUUGUAGAUCCCACGGGCUAUCACCGAGCUCGUCUUCGUCCUCGUCGUCUCCCUUCUUCCCUGGAUCCCACCGCCCGAACGCCUCGUGUAAGAAUCGGUUGGCGAUAGCGAUGGCAAUAUGCCGCCACAUACUCACGUUCAGCUUGUUACCGAGUAGCCGGCUGCUGUGCCGUUGUAUAAUUCGCCUGGCCCGGUCCGUCGUCCACGUCCGAUCCUCUAUCCAAGCCCACGCCGCCCUACCCUCGUCCCCGUCCUCGGCAGUAUCGCCCGCGUUAUCGACAUCUAUGCUGGUUACCGUCGCCGCUCCUCCGCCGCUCCUCUUCUAUGUGACCUCGUCGGCCCAUAAGAAAGCGCUAUAGUGGUGGGCCUGCUUCGUGAUGCCUUCUGCUUCCUGCCAGAACGGAAGUACGAGCUAUAAGUACCACACAAGUAGCUCGCCGGCCUCUCUCGGUAAAUACCGGUGGAUAAUCUUAGUCUGCCCGCUGCUCCGGUACCCUUUAUGGUACGCCGUUACGAAAUAUAUUAUACCGUCGUGUA
This is a messenger RNA of Colletotrichum phormii, 661 nucleotides long. RefSeq lists its product as uncharacterized. Lineage: Eukaryota; Fungi; Ascomycota; Sordariomycetes; Glomerellales; Glomerellaceae. The record is from RefSeq and is a predicted model, not a curated record. Bases 1 to 483 code for a protein of 160 amino acids. The transcript is spliced from 3 exons.